Oncorhynchus keta (chum salmon) is the source of this 2664-nucleotide messenger RNA. RefSeq names its product sodium bicarbonate cotransporter 3-like. Lineage: Eukaryota; Metazoa; Chordata; Actinopteri; Salmoniformes; Salmonidae. Gene Ontology annotation, cellular component: apical plasma membrane; basolateral plasma membrane; plasma membrane. Gene Ontology annotation, biological process: bicarbonate transport; regulation of intracellular pH; transmembrane transport. The record is from RefSeq and is a predicted model, not a curated record. Gene Ontology annotation, molecular function: sodium:bicarbonate symporter activity; solute:inorganic anion antiporter activity; monoatomic anion transmembrane transporter activity.
GUUAUGCUCUGUAUGUAAAAAUCGCUACGUUAGGUUAGUGAAAAUGCCAGUCAGUCGAGUUAGUGUCGGUGACACGUCAAAAAAGGUUAUUUCGGUAUUCGAUAUUCAAAUUCUCCCAGAGGAUAGGGGACAGAAAUUUGGACAAAUGGAAGAAGAGGCCAGUGAACAGAUGCGACCCCUCUUGACAUCCGGGAACGAUGAUGAGGCGGUGGUGGACCUGGGGAAGACUAGCUCCUCCAUUCACACCAACUUUGAGAAAGAGGAGCUAGAGAGUCACAGAGCGGUCUAUGUGGGUGUCCAUGUUCCUCUGGGCAGAGAGACCAAACGGAGGCACCACCGCAGCCACCGCGGCCACAGACACCACCGCAAGAGGAGAGACCGCUCGGACCAUGAAGAUGGACGAGAGUCUCCUUCCUAUGACACCCCGUCCCAGCGUGUCCAGUUCAUCCUGGGGACAGAGGAUGAUGAUGAAGAGCACAUGCCCCACGACCUGUUCACUGAGCUGGAUGAGCUGUUCUUCCGGGACGGACACGUCUACGAGUGGAGGGAGACAGCCAGGUGGUUAAAGUUUGAGGAAGACGUGGAGGAUGGAGGGGAGCGUUGGAGUAAGCCCUACGUAGCCACGCUGUCUCUCCACAGCCUCUUCGAGCUCCGCAGCUGCAUCCUCAACGGCACUGUCAUGUUGGACAUGAGAGCUAACACCAUUGAGGAGAUCGCAGACAUGGUGAUAGACAGCAUGGUGGCGUCAGCUCAGCUGGAGGAGGAGUUGAGGCAGAAGGUAAGGGAGGCCAUGUUGAAGAGACACCACCACCAGAACGAGAAGAAGCUCAGCAACCGCAUCCCUCUGGUGCGCUCCUUCGCUGACAUCGGCAAGAAACAAUCUGACCCACACCUGCUUGAGAGAAACGGCCUCCUGGCAUCCCCCCAGUCAGCUCCUGGGAACCUGGAGAACAGUAAACCGAGUGAGAGCCGCAUCAACGGAGGAAGCAGAGAGAACAGCACUGUGGACUUCAGCAAGGUGGACAUGAACUUCAUGAAGAAGAUCCCUCCUGGGGCGGAGGCGUCCAACGUGCUGGUGGGAGAGGUGGAAUUCCUGGAGCGACCAAUCAUAGCAUUCAUCAGGCUGUCCCCCGCCGUGCUGCUCACUGGUCUCACUGAGGUGCCCGUACCCACCAGGUUCCUGUUCCUGCUGCUGGGUCCGUUUGGAAAGGGUCCUCAGUACCACGAGAUCGGCCGCUCCAUCGCCACGCUGAUGACAGACGAGGUCUUCCAUGAUGUAGCGUACAAGGCCAAAGACCGGAACGAUCUGCUGUCGGGGAUAGAUGAGUUUCUGGACCAGGUGACCGUCCUACCCCCAGGAGAGUGGGACCCUACGAUACGAAUCGAGCCCCCCAAGAGUGUCCCAUCUCAGGACAAGAGGAAGAUGCCCUCAUUGCCCAAUGGCUCUGCCCAUAAUGAGUCCUUCAAGGAAGACCAGCACCAAGCAGGACCAGAGCUACAGAGGACAGGGAGGUGGGAUCUUUGGAUGGAUGUAAGGAGGAAAGCUCCGUUCCUGUGGAGCGAUAUUAGGGAUGCUCUGAGCCUGCAGUGCCUGGCCUCUGUGCUGUUCCUCUACUGUGCCUGCAUGUCCCCUGUCAUCACUUUCGGAGGCCUGCUGGGCGAGGCCACCAAGGGAAACAUCAGUGCGAUCGAGUCGUUGUUCGGGGCGUCUCUGACGGGCGUGGCCUUCUCCAUGUUUGCGGGCCAGCCACUCACCAUCCUGGGCAGCACCGGACCAGUCCUGGUCUUUGAGAAGAUCCUCUUCAAGUUCUGCAGUGACUACGACCUGUCCUACCUGUCCUUGAGGACCAGCAUCGGCCUGUGGACGGCCUUCCUGUGCCUCGUCCUGGUUGCCACGGACGCCAGCUCCCUGGUCUGUUACAUCACCCGCUUCACGGAGGAAGCCUUCGCAGCGCUCAUCUGCAUCAUCUUCAUCUACGAGGCCCUGGAGAAGCUGGUUCACCUGGGGGAACUCUACCCCAUCAACAUGAACAACAAGCUGAACAACCUCACCUUCUACAUAUGUCAAUGUUCUCCGCCGGUUAACGCCACGCCUGAGAUCCAGCAGGUCUGGAACCACAGCGGGGUCGCACCAGAAUCGAUAUCUUGGACCCAACUGGAUGUCAAUGAGUGUUCUAGGCUGCGUGGGGAAUUUAUUGGGCCAGCUUGCGGCCACCAUGGUCCCUACAUCCCAGACGUCCUCUUCUGGUCCGUCAUCCUCUUCUUCACUACCUUCUUCCUCUCCUCCUUCCUCAAGCAGUUCAAGACCAAGCUCUACUUUCCCACCAAGGUACGGUCGACCAUCAGUGACUUUGCGGUCUUCCUGACCAUCAUGAUCAUGGUCCUGGUGGACUACCUGGUGGGCGUUCCCUCCCCCAAACUGAAUGUGCCUGACCGCUUUCAGCCCACGUCUGAGAACCGUGGCUGGCUGAUCUCCCCGCUGGGGACCAACCCCUGGUGGACCAUGCUGGCUGCAGCCAUCCCUGCCCUGCUCUGCACCAUCCUCAUCUUCAUGGACCAGCAGAUCACCGCCGUCAUCAUCAAUAGGAAGGAGCACAAACUCAAGGUGAGAGACAGACUGGAAGACUGAUAUCUAGAGAGAGAGGUUGUGACUUGGAGGAAGAC